Perca flavescens (yellow perch) is the source of this 2776-nucleotide messenger RNA. RefSeq names its product epithelial splicing regulatory protein 2 (gene esrp2). The transcript has 16 exons. The record is from RefSeq and is a predicted model, not a curated record. NCBI's taxonomy places the organism in Eukaryota, Metazoa, Chordata, Actinopteri, Perciformes, Percidae. Bases 183 to 2399 code for a protein of 738 amino acids. Gene Ontology annotation, molecular function: RNA binding.
GGUCGAGCCACACAGGUAACUCAGAAAAAAAUAGAAAGGAGAGGAGGAAAAAAAACUGCAGGUGUUGUUAUGGAGUUCGUGUGAAAGUAAAACGGAUUUCCACCCUUCUUUACCAGUUAAACCAGUAUCUCUGGAUAGAACACACUCAAGUACUUCAACAGUUUUUACCCUUGUGGUCCCUGAUGGCUUCGCACAGUGAUACUCUGGUGGUGUUCUUUGGGGCAACAGCUGGUGCAAAUGGGGGUAAACUGGGUUCGGAUGAGAGGGAAAUAAUUCUCUUGGUGUGGCAAAUUGUGGAUCUACAUGAGAAAAAGGUCGGGAAGCUUCAUAGAUGUCUUGUCAAGCCAGACACUUUAGAGUUGACAGACCAGUGUAAAGAGGAGACAGGACUGACUGUGCAAGACCUCGUUAAAGCUGAGCCCCUGGACAAAGUUCUGCAACAGUUCCAGCAGUCAGUGUCAUCAGAAGUGAAAUGCCUCGGCAGAAGCUCUUUCACACUUUGCGUCAACAGUCCCCUUGUCAUCCGACAGGCCCUCCACCCCGAAGCUUCCAAAAAGAAUCUUGUCCUUCCUGAAUGUUUCUUUUCAUUUGUGGACAUAAGGAGGGAGUUUCACAAAUGCUGCCCCAGUGCCAGCCCCUUGCAGAAGCUCACACUUGCCUCCAUGUUAGAAUAUGUUGGUCUUCCUGCUGUGUCAGAGCAGUCGAUGGGGGCGAGGGAGGUGAGCAGCAUGGUGCAGCUGACACUUCACAUCCUGGCUGAGCCCUACAACCACAAGUUCUCCUGUGUUGAAACCGUGAAGUACAAGUUUGAUUCCGGCACAUGCAGCAAGACAGAGCCAGUAGACAGUGAGACAGUGAUCCGAGCACGGGGGCUUCCAUGGCAGUCUUCAGACCAAGACAUUGCUCGCUUCUUUAAAGGCCUCAGUAUUGCCAAGGGUGGCGUGGCCUUGUGUCUAAAUGCUCAAGGCAGGAGGAACGGCGAGGCCUUAGUUCGUUUCAUCAACUCCGAACACCGGGACCUGGCCCUGGAACGCCACAAGCACCACAUGGGUAGCCGCUACAUCGAGGUCUACAAGGCCACAGGAGAGGAAUUCCUAAAGAUUGCUGGAGGUACGUCUAACGAGGUGGCCCAGUUCCUGUCCAAAGAGAACCAAGUGAUUAUUCGUAUGCGGGGCUUGCCGUUCACCGCAACACCCCAGGAAGUACUGUCCUUCCUUGGUCCUGAGAGCCCAGUAACAGAUGGUGCAGAGGGUCUGCUCUUUGUCAAGUACCCUGAUGGACGGCCCACUGGCGAUGCCUUUGUGCUCUUCUCUUGUGAAGAGUACGCCCAGAAUGCCCUGAAGAAGCACAAGCAGAUCCUGGGCAAGCGGUAUAUCGAGCUGUUUCGGAGUACUGCGGCCGAGGUGCAACAGGUCCUGAACCGCUAUAUGUCCGCACCUCUGAUCUCCACACUGCCUCCUUCACCCAUCGUGCCUGUCCCGGUCCUUGCCACGCCUCCAUACCUUCAAGCGGCCAGCAGCACUCGCGACUGUGUCCGCCUUCGUGGUCUGCCCUACACUGCCGGCAUUGAAGAUAUCUUGGAGUUCAUGGGAGAGCACACUGUAGACAUCAAACCACACGGAGUCCACAUGGUCCUCAACCAACAGGGUCGCCCCUCUGGUGAUGCUUUCAUCCAAAUGAAAUCACCUGACAAGUCAUUUAUGGUGGCCCAGAAGUGCCAUAAAAAGACCAUGAAGGACCGUUACGUCGAGGUGUUCCAGUGCUCCACAGAGGAGAUGAGCAUCGUGCUGAUGGGAGGAACCCUGAACCGCAGCGGCCUCUCCCCUCCACCCUGCAAGCUUCCCUGUCUGUCUCCCCCCACAGCCUACGCUGCCUUCCCCACCCCCCCUACCAUGCUCUCUGAGGCGGCCCUCUACCAGUCCCCGCUGCUGGCUGCUCCCAGACCACCUCACACCGUCACACACAGCCCUGCUCACACUCUGGCCUACUACCCUCCUCAUCCACAUCUGUACAUGAAUAUGAACAUGAACUACACAGCUUACUACCCCAGCCCCCCAGUUUCUCCUUCCACAGUUAGCUACUUUGCAGCUCCACCGGGAGCAGUGGCAGCCCAACCCCACCCUGCUGCAGCUGCCGGCUCUUCUGUGCUGCCUCAACCUGGCGCCCUGGUCAGGAUGCAGGGCCUGCCCUACAACACUGGAGUCAAGGACAUUCUCAGCUUCUUCCAGGGAUACCAGCUCCAGCCAGACGCCGUUCUCAUCUUGUACAACUUCAGCGGCCAGUGCAGCGGCGAGGCCUUGAUCACCUUCCAUAGCGAGGAGAUCGCCAGGCGGGCCGUAGCCGAGCGCUCCAACCACCCCUUCUACGGCCAGCAGGUCCACUUGGUCUUAUGUAACUGACCACUAGCCGUUCAUCUCUCUCUCCCCCCGACGCCCCGUAAUUUAACCUCCCAUUGAAGAGCACUCUCCUCCCAAAAGCAUAUUAUGCAGCAGCAGUUUUUCCAGUUGAUCCCAGGGCCACUUCAAACAGCUAUCCAACACCUCCCUUUGCCGGUGAUCUGCCAUCAUGAAUACACAGCUGGCCGGGACACUCCUGAAGCUGUUUGUUUGGAGUUUGGACAUCGCUGGUGAAGCAGCUGAAGUCAGUAAAGCUUCAUCUUGGGCUCAUGACUUUGUGGAUGUCCAGAUAGCAUUUCUGUGUAUUUGCGCCUUUUGUAAGAGCUGGUUGUGGAGAUAAGAUGGUGUGGAGCCUGGACAAAUAUGCAUAUAUGCCCCCC